Molecule: messenger RNA, 432 nt
Organism: Arabidopsis lyrata subsp. lyrata
Lineage: Eukaryota; Viridiplantae; Streptophyta; Magnoliopsida; Brassicales; Brassicaceae
Product: josephin-like protein
Exons: 3
Coding region: 1-432 (143 amino acids)
Biological process (GO): protein deubiquitination
Molecular function (GO): cysteine-type deubiquitinase activity
Source: RefSeq, a predicted model, not a curated record
AUGGCUAAGAUCUAUCACGAACGACAACGAUUACAAUUUUGCCUCUUGCACUCCCUCAACAAUCUAUUUCAGGAAAAAGACGCAUUCACUAAAGAAAGCUUGAACUCAAUCGCAGAGAAGCUCGUGGACGAUGAUCCAAACAAAGAAACAUGGACACCUCUCUCAUUCCUCCUCAAGCCUCACCACAAUACACUCACUGGUAACUACGACGUAAACGUGAUGAUUAAAGCUCUUGAAGGAAAAGGCAAGAGUGUUGUUUGGCAUGAUAAGCGUUGUGGAGCUUCUUUGAUUGAUCUUGAUGAUGCAGAUACUUUAAUGGGUAUUGUGUUGAAUGUUCCUGUUAAGAGAUAUGGUGGACUUUGGAGAAGUAGGCAUUGGGUUGUGGUUAGAAAAAUCAAUGGUGUUUGGUGGAGAGGUUUUGCUUGUGAAUAA